AUGGCGCCGACGACGGAGCCGAAGCAGCGUUCGCCGUCGAUCGUCGUCCAGGAGCUCACGCACGAGAAGAUCCGCUUCGCGCUACUGCACACGGACACCUCCGUCGCGAACGCGCUGCGGCGCGUCAUCAUCGCGGAGGUCCCGACGCUCGCGAUCGACCUCGUGGACGUGAUCGAGAACACGAGUUGCCUGUGCGACGAGUUCAUCGCGCAUCGCCUCGGGCUGAUCCCUCUGCUGAGCGAGAAGGCGGUGGAGAUGGAGUUCCCGUACGACUACGCGGGCGACGACGAGAGCGUGACGGACGUGCACUUCGAGCUGAACACGGGGAUAUGCGCGAGCGCGGAGACGGUGGACGUGACGUCGAACGAUCUCGUGUGCUACGACCCGAGAGUCGCGCCGGUGAAUUACCACCCGGGAGAGUCCAUCAAGGGUAAAGGCGGCGCGAUGGAGUUCGAAGCGCAGGCGGCGGCGCGCGGUCCCGACGACGGACCGGACAUCCCCGGCGUCGUGAUCGUGAAGUUGCGGAGAGGGCAGCAGAUCAACAUGCGGUGCGUGGCAAGGAAAGGCGUGGGGCGAGACCACGCGAAGUGGCAGCCCGUCGCGACGGCGACGUAUCGGUUCGAGCCCGAGAUCACCAUCAACGAGGAGCUGAUGGCGACGCUCACGGAGGAGGAGAAGAUGGCGUUCGUGGAGUCGUCGCCGACGGCGUUGUUCCGCUACGACGAGGCGACGAGGCGCGUCGUCGUCGACGCGCCGGAUCAGGCGCGUUCUUACGGGUACGACGGCGAGUGUCUGAAGAAGGCGGAGGAACUCGGGAAGCCGGGACUGGUGGACAUCCGCGCCAAGGAGGACGCGUUUCACUUCACGGUGGAGUCCACGGGCGCGCUGCGACCGGAGGAGAUCGUCGUGAACGCGCUGAAGGUUUUGGAGCGGAAGAUGGAGGUGACGCGGGGGGAGCUGGACAUCUUGGAGCGCGAGCAGGACGAGCAGGUCGCGAUGUGA
Messenger RNA from Micromonas pusilla CCMP1545, 1002 nucleotides. RefSeq lists its product as uncharacterized. The record is from RefSeq and is a predicted model, not a curated record. The transcript has 2 exons. Gene Ontology annotation, biological process: DNA-templated transcription. Gene Ontology annotation, cellular component: RNA polymerase II, core complex. NCBI's taxonomy places the organism in Eukaryota, Viridiplantae, Chlorophyta, Mamiellophyceae, Mamiellales, Mamiellaceae. Gene Ontology annotation, molecular function: protein dimerization activity; DNA binding. Bases 1 to 1002 code for a protein of 333 amino acids.